Molecule: messenger RNA, 1496 nt
Organism: Varanus komodoensis (Komodo dragon)
Lineage: Eukaryota; Metazoa; Chordata; Lepidosauria; Squamata; Varanidae
Gene: LIAS
Product: lipoic acid synthetase
Exons: 11
Coding region: 150-1319 (389 amino acids)
Biological process (GO): lipoate biosynthetic process
Cellular component (GO): mitochondrion
Molecular function (GO): 4 iron, 4 sulfur cluster binding; lipoate synthase activity
Source: RefSeq, a predicted model, not a curated record
CAAUUGUCGAACAGAAGCGGUCUUGUCUGACUGUCGAGGAUUCAGGCGAGCGGCUACUUCCAUUGAGAGGCUGCAACCGGCGGAGAAUUCUAGCCGCAGCCUAGCCUCGGCCAGGGAGGAGGGUCUCCCGGGCUAGGCUUGGGUUAGACAUGGCUCUCCUACAGUUGGGUGUCUUUCCCCGUGGGCCUGUUGCCACAGGCACCGUUACCGUGAACCUGAAGAGGCUGACGGGACUGGGGAGGCCGGUGUUUGAAAACAAGCAACACAACCAAUCCAGAACAUCAAGCUCACUGCCAGAAGAACAGAAGGGACUGCUGCAAAAUGGACCCAAUUUACAAGACUUUGUGUCUGGGGAACUUUCAGACAAAACUAAAUGGGAAGAAUAUAAAGGUGCAUUAAAGCGCCAAAAAGGAGAAAGGCUGCGACUUCCUCCAUGGCUGAAAACUGAGAUUCCAAUUGGUAAAAAUUAUAACAAAUUGAAGAAUACGUUGCGUAAUUUAAAUCUACAUACGGUAUGUGAAGAAGCGCGUUGUCCAAACAUUGGAGAGUGCUGGGGAGGUGGUGAAUAUGCUACUGCAACAGCAACUAUAAUGUUAAUGGGGGACACGUGUACAAGAGGCUGUCGCUUCUGCUCAGUAAAGACAGCAAAAAGUCCACCUCCACUAGAUCCUGAUGAGCCAUAUAAUACAGCAAAAGCAAUAGCUGAAUGGGGGCUGGAUUAUGUUGUAUUGACUUCUGUUGACAGGGAUGAUAUUCCUGAUGGUGGAGCAGCACACUUCGCAAAGACAGUCGCACACUUAAAAGAAAGGAAUCCAAAAAUUCUGGUGGAAUGCUUAACUCCUGAUUUCCGGGGAGAUCUUCAAGCUGUGGAAAAGGUUGCUCUGUCAGGACUAGAUGUAUAUGCCCACAAUGUGGAAACAGUUCCUGAAUUGCAGAGAAAGAUUCGUGAUCCCCGGGCUAACUUUGAACAGUCACUCCAUGUUUUGCAACAUGCUAAAAAGGUCCAGCCGGAUAUAAUUUCUAAAACAUCCAUCAUGCUUGGUCUGGGUGAAACAGAUGAACAAGUUCAUGGUGCAUUGAAAAUAUUACGUGAAGCAGAUGUAGAUUGUUUGACCUUGGGACAAUACAUGCAACCAACAAAGCGCCAUUUAAAGGUUGAAGAAUAUGUUACUCCUGAGAAGUUUAAAUACUGGGAAAAAGUAGGAAAUGAGCUUGGAUUUCAUUAUACUGCUAGUGGGCCUCUUGUGCGUUCUUCGUACAAAGCAGGUGAAUUCUUCUUGAAAAAUUUAAUACAGAAGAGGAAGACAAAAAACAUAUGAAACAACAGUAUCCAUAUAAAGAAUUUCACCAUUUUACUGUAUGGUACUUCUGGAUGGCAACCUCACAGUCGAAGGAAGGAAUGACCAUUCAACUGGCACCCAACCUUGCACUGAAGUAUUCAGAUUGUUUUUGAACUCUUUCAUGUCCUAAUGUAGUAAAAAAUAUGCAUUAAAUUA